AUGGCGGUGACGUCAGCCUGCAAAGAUGGUGGGAUGAAGAUGCAAAUGGACAAUGGCAAGUACGUAAGGUACACACCAGAGCAAGUUGAAGCUUUAGAGAGGUUGUACCAUGAGUGCCCAAAGCCCAGUUCUAUGCGUCGCCAGCAGCUCAUUCGCGAGUGCCCUAUUCUCUCCAACAUCGAGCCUAAGCAGAUCAAAGUCUGGUUCCAGAACCGCAGAUGCAGAGAGAAACAGAGGAAAGAGGCGUCUAGAUUGCAAACUGUGAAUAGGAAGCUGACCGCAAUGAACAAGCUUCUGAUGGAGGAGAAUGAUAGGCUGCAAAAGCAGGUGUCUCAGCUCGUCUAUGAGAACAGCUAUUUCCGCCAGCAGACACAGAAUACGAACCUUGCCACCACAGACACAAGUUGUGAGUCGGUGGUGACGAGUGGUCAACACCAUUUGACCCCUCAGCAUCCACCAAGGGAUGCCAGCCCUGCAGGACUUUUGUCCAUUGCAGAGGAAACUUUAGCAGAGUUUUUAUCAAAGGCCACUGGAACUGCUGUGGAGUGGGUCCAAAUGCCUGGGAUGAAGCCUGGUCCGGAUUCCAUUGGAAUCGUUGCUAUUUCUCACGGUUGCACUGGUGUGGCGGCACGUGCAUGCGGCCUUGUGGGUUUAGAGCCUACAAGAGUCGCUGAAAUCCUUAAAGAUCGGCCUUCAUGGUUCCGAAAUUGCCGAUCUGUGGAUGUGCUAAAUGUGUUGUCCACUGGCAAUGGUGGAACCAUUGAACUGCUUUACAUGCAGCUCUAUGCACCCACAACUUUGGCACCAGCUCGAGACUUCUGGUUGCUGCGCUACACGUCUGUUUUGGAAGAUGGUAGCCUUGUGGUUUGUGAAAGGUCACUUAACAACACUCAGAAUGGUCCAAGUAUGCCACCGGUGCAGAAUUUUGUGAGAGCAGAAAUGCUGCCAAGUGGGUAUCUAAUUAGACCUUGUGAAGGUGGUGGGUCAAUCAUCCACAUUGUUGAUCAUAUGGAUUUGGAGCCUUGGAGUGUACCUGAAGUCUUGCGCCCACUUUAUGAGUCUUCAACACUUCUUGCUCAGAAGACAACGAUGGCGGCUUUACGCAACUUGAGGCAGAUUUCACAAGAAGUUUCUCAGCCUAAUGCUGCUGGUUGGGGGAGAAGGCCUGCAGCUCUACGUGCUCUUAGUCAGAGAUUGAGCAAGGGCUUCAAUGAAGCAGUUAAUGGGUUUACAGAUGAGGGGUGGUCUAUUUUAGAAAGUGAUGGUGUUGAUGAUGUUACCCUUCUUGUGAACUCAUCCCCGGGCAAGAUGAUGGGUGCAAAUCUUUAUGCCAAUGGAGUUCCAUCAAUGAGCAAUGCUGUGUUAUGUGCCAAAGCUUCCAUGUUACUCCAAAAUGUGCCUCCAGCCAUUCUUCUUAGAUUCUUGCGAGAACACCGAUCGGAGUGGGCUGACAGAAGUAUUGAUGCUUAUUCAGCUGCUGCUAUUAAACCUGGUCCCUGUGGCCUACUAGGGUCUCGAGCUGGAAGUUUUGGAGAUCAAGUUAUUCAUCCACUGGCUCACACAAUUGAGCAUGAAGAGUUCAUGGAGGUCAUUAAGAUCGAGAACAUGGGCCACUAUCGAGAAGACAUGAUUAUGCCUGCAGCUGACAUCUUCCUCUUGCAACUAUGCAGUGGAGUGGAUGAGAAUUCGGUCGGGACCUGCGCUGAACUUGUCUUUGCUCCCAUUGAUGCUUCAUUUUCUGAUGAUGGUCCAAUUCUACCUUCCGGUUUUCGGAUCAUUCCUCUUGAUUCUCGGAUGGAUGCCCCCAGUCCAAACCGUACACUUGAUCUUGCCUCUGCUCUUGAAGUUGGACCCGCAGGAAGCAGAGCAUCUGGUGAUAAUGCAGGUCACUCUGGAAACACAAAAUCUGUGAUGACCAUAGCAUUCCAGUUUGCAUUUGAAAUUCACCUUCAAGACAAUGUAGCUUCCAUGGCUCGCCAGUAUGUCCGCAGUAUUAUUGCAUCAGUACAGAGGGUAGCACUGGCUCUCUCCCCUUCUCGUUUUGGUUCUAAUUCUGGUUUCCGGCCACCACCCGGCACUCCUGAAGCACAAACACUCGCUGGUUGGAUCUGUCAGAGCUAUAGGUGCUAUCUAGGAGAAGACUUACUAAAAAGUGAAGGAAGUGAGUCCAUUCUCAAAUCUCUUUGGCAUCACUCGGAUGCUAUCUUAUGCUGCUCUUUGAAGGCAUUGCCAGUUUUCACAUUCGCAAACCAGGCAGGCCUUGACAUGCUCGAGACGACGUUAGUUGCACUUCAGGAUAUUACACUGGAAAAGAUUUUUGAUGACAAUGGAAGGAAGGCCCUAUUCUCUGAGUUCCCACAGAUAAUGCAGCAGGGUUUUAUGUGUCUUCAAGGUGGCAUAUGCAUGUCAAGCAUGGGAAGGCCAAUCUCCUAUGAGAGGGCAGUGGCAUGGAAGGUGUUGAAUGAAGAAGAAACUGCUCACUGCAUCUGCUUCAUGUUCAUCAACUGGUCAUUUGUCUGA
Messenger RNA from Prunus armeniaca (apricot), 2520 nucleotides. The record is from the annotation of a GenBank genome assembly. Lineage: Eukaryota; Viridiplantae; Streptophyta; Magnoliopsida; Rosales; Rosaceae.